This is a messenger RNA of Pleuronectes platessa (European plaice), 4569 nucleotides long. RefSeq names its product rhotekin 2 (gene rtkn2). NCBI's taxonomy places the organism in Eukaryota, Metazoa, Chordata, Actinopteri, Pleuronectiformes, Pleuronectidae. Gene Ontology annotation, biological process: signal transduction; hemopoiesis; positive regulation of cell population proliferation. The transcript has 12 exons. Bases 7 to 2196 code for a protein of 729 amino acids. The record is from RefSeq and is a predicted model, not a curated record.
GAAAAGAUGGACACGCAGCGGGACGUUCGAACUUCCAAACGAAACGGCGGCGCCUGGUCGUUGCUGUCGGUCGGUUCCUCCACGGCCAUGGAGGUGAAACGCAAGAAGAUCCGGCAGAGCUCGUUAUUCCUCCAGACAGAGAACAAUAACUUACAAGAAAAGCUGGACUUUGAGGUGCGGAUGCGUGAAGGGGCCUACAAGCUGCUGCUGGCCUGCAGCAAGAGAGAGCAGGUCCUUAACGCCUCCAAGAACCUACUGACCUGCAACGCCAGGAUCAAGGCUUAUUUCACUCAGCUGCAGAAGAAAAAAGAGGAGCAAGACAUGAUGGUCAGGGGACUUUCCGAUCCAGUCUCAGAUGACCGUGUGCCCUGUAGUGGCACAAUUGCAAUGUCUGGGCUGCGUAUUCCCCUGAUGUGGAGCGAUUCACAUCACUUCAACAACAGAGGGAGCUCUCGUCGAGUGGCCUUGUUCUGUGUGAUGCAGCUCGGCUCCGAGGUGUUUGACACAGACAUGGUGGUGGUGGACAGGUCCGUCACUGACGUCUGCUUCGAGGGAGUCACCAUCUUUCCAGAAGCAGUUCCUCAGUUUGAGCUGAAGGUGGAGCUGUGGAGUUGUGCCCUGGAGGAAGAGCUCACGAUGGUGAACACGCCAAAGAAGUUUGCCAAGAAGCUCCGUAGCUCCUUUGGAAAAACUGCGGGGAAGAAGCUCUGCCCCCUGGUGGAGUCUCCGGACCCUGACACCUUCCUGCAGCACAACCCCAUUCCCUCAGGAGCCAAGUACAGCCUGCUGGCCCACACCACUCUGCGUCUGCCCGAGGCUGAAGGCAGCUUCCAGUCUCACUCCCUCAUUGUCCUCCAAGACGCCGAGUGGUCAUCGUGGCUCCCACUGUACGGCAACCUCUGCUGCCGGUUGGUGGCCCAGCCGACCUGUAUGACACAGACCAUGAUGAGCGGCUACCUGAGUCAGAAGCAAAGUGUGGAGGGACUGAACCGCUGCUGCAGUCUGUACUGUGUCCUGAGCGCUGGCUGUUUGUCCUGCUACUUCACCCCCGAGGAGAUCGACGCGAAAGUUCCUCCCACGCUCAACAUAGCCAUCAAUAGGGACACAAGGAUCCGUGUGAUGGAGAAGGAGUCGGCAGGCAGAAAAUCCAGGAGUAUGUCAGUCAUCAACCCUUCACCAGAGGGAUAUGAGACCGUCGUCUUUACCACUGACACCAGGGAGGAACUGGACGACUGGCUGGACGCCCUCCACCAGCACCUCUAUGACCAGAGCCGGUGGCUGCACUGCUGUGACCGGCUAAUGAAGAUCGAGGUCGCGUCACCACGGAAACCAUCACUCUUCCUCACCAAGCAGGCGGACUCUGUUUACAACGACCUCAGUAUAAAUUCCCCUGGCAAGUUUGAGAGCAUCACAGAUAUUAUCCACAACAAGAUCGAGGAGACAGAUGGCCACUAUCUGAUUGGUCAUGAGGAGGAGAGGGAUGUCCCCAACUGGUCCACUCUGUUCGAGGGAUCUCAGUCAGUGGUGGUGCAGAAGAGUCUUCUGUCCCAGAGCAAAACCUCCACCCCCUGUUCAAGCCCAAACCACAACUCCAGCUCUACACCCGGCAGCAACAAGAAGCGGCGCGCCCCGCCCCCUCCUGCUUACAAGGAACCGUAUGCUCCUCCCACCCGUCCUACCAGACCUCCCAUUCCUGCCUCUCUUCAUCAUCCUCAUCCUCCUCCUCCAUACCAUGAGAAGGAGAACUCCAGCACUUACGCCUCUCAGCCGGCCACGAGAUCCAAAACUACCAGACCUCCCCUUCCUGCCCCCCUUCAUCAUCCUCCUCCUCCUCUUCCAUACCAUGAGAAGGAGAACUCCAGCACUUACACCUCUCAGCCGGCCACGAGAUCCAAAACUGGCAGACCGUCACUGGACGCCAAGUUUUCUGCCAUCAUCCAGCAGCUCCAACGGAACAACGCAGGAGGAGCCGGGGCCCUCAGCCGGAAAAAUGCUCCACUGGGUGUCCUCGAUGUUCAACAGCAAGGUCAGGCUCAGGGCCCUGUCCAGCAGCUGGAGUACCAGAGCCUCCACAGCCAGAACCCUGAAACCACAGCUGAGCCCGGUUUCGUCAGAGCCGGUCACGGCCCCGCUCCGGCACCGAGGGGCAAACUAAGGAAGUCUUUCAGAGAGAGGAUGAACCUUAAAGCCCUGUGACAUUGACCUCCGACCAAAUCCGGAUAUAACCGACUAGCGCUACCUUACAACUAAUACACAUAUCUAUAACAACUGACUGUUGUUAGUUCUUCUAAUGAGCUGGGGACCAUUGAAGAAAUGGGAUAUCUGAAUAUAUUUGACUGAAACUUUAUAGAGAUACUGUGAUGAUAUUAUUGGCAUUACUAUUUGUGCGUUACUUAAAUACUGACAGAAUAGUUGAUCAUUUUGGGGGGAAUAUGCUUAUUUCCUUUAUUGCCACGAGUUUUCAAAGUUGAUCAAAACCAAACUGUACACUAAAUAUAAAACUGGAGCCACGAGAAGGAGAGCUUGACUUAGCAUAACAAUCAGAUAGAGCUGAUAUAAAAAUCACCUCCAAAGCUCACAAAUUAACAUGUAACCUCUUGUUUAUUUAAUCCUUAUUGAAAACAGACCAAGUUACAGUUUUGUGGGAGAUUAGGUGCCAGACUCUCUCUUGGCUGAGAGUGGUUCAGCCUUGUCAUCACCAGGAAACUCAAACUGUCUAACACAUUCCAGCAAGUCACCGUUCUCUGCCAAGAACAGUACUGUAUAUAAAUGCCUUAAAACCACAGCCGAUAGCUUUAACACUUUGUUUUUUGUUAAGAUUAAACCAACAAGAUAUCACUUGUUAAACAAUGAGCUUCAGAGUAGCUGGAAGGUGGAUUGGAUACUUUUGAACGUCUUUGUGCUAAAGUAAACGUUCCAGCGUCAUAUCGGAGUGAAUCAGCUUAUUUCCCAAACAGUCAAACUACUGCUAUAACCUAAAGGGAGGUGGGGGGGGGGGGGGUGACGUCCCCACCACGUCCAUCACGACAACACAAAUCCCAGUGGACGCCUCAUAUCGCAAUAUCGAUUAUUGUAUCGGUACAGCUCCUCUCUCCGUUUAUACACUUUCUCAUGUGCAGCUUAACCCCCACAGAUAAAAUUGGAAGCCGUGUGUUGGCUUGAGCUCCGGCAUCAUCAAUCCCACUAAAAUGGAAAAGGCUUAUUUCUCAGCUCCGCCACUGGAACACGGGCCCAAGAAAGAGUAUUUGCAAAAGCACUCAAAUUGGAAUUGAUCCACUGGCCAACUGUGGAGGAGUCAUUCCUUUUGGAACUAUUGACUUAUUCCACUUACUGUGACGACUUUAUGACCACUAUAGCCCAUUUCAAGGGAACAGGAUUUUAGGAGCAAUUGCAAGCACUAAUGUGAGCUCUCCAUUUCCCAGAGGUCUUAAUAAUGGAGUGACCUUGGUUUUCAGUAGCCACACAGUGUGUCCAACGUAAUUUAACACCGCCGCCAAAAAAAUGCUCUGAACUUAAUCGGGCAAAUUAGUAUUUUUGAGUGGCUGAAAAUAACGAACGCCCUUGUGUCUUUUUUUUCAUAUCCAGAACUGCCUGCCGAUAAAUAUUUGAAGCACUUAAAUUAUCAUGUGUUGAAGAAUUGGCUUCAUAAUUAAAUGCAGUGUACAAAACAUUCGCUUUAGCUACUUUCUCUUGAAAUUGCCUGGCCAGAUAGAGCAGCGUGAUGAAUGCUACAGUCUACAGUUUUUUAUCUCACCCUCUAAAUUCUGUUUAAUCAAAAGGGAGAGAUGCAAAUCUGGGUAGAGGCAGAUUACAGGAGGAUUUAGUUUAAGCCUUGAAAGAAUAGAGAAUGGAUUGUGCAAAAGGGGACGCAGCUCAAUAUUAGAGGUGCCUUUAAAUGUCUCCUGUGCUUGGUUAGUCACUUCAAUGCUAAACUCUUUAUACCUGGAUAAAUCAGAGGGAAAUUGCAGAUAAAUCCUCACAGCUUUUGUUUUUUACUGAUGCGGUUAUGGCUGAAAUCAUCACAAUAAUUAUAUUAGAUAACCUGCAUCUCAGCUUUACUUAGAAUAAAGCCAGAGGAAAAUGAAUAUACAUUCCAUGUUAGUAUUACUGACUCUUACUGUGAAAACAGAAUGUACCUGUGAUUUAACAAGGUCGGAACAUUCUCACUUUAAUCCUGAGCUAAACUAAUGAGCUAAAUUUAUAUGCAUGUUUUAAAAGUCUUUUCAUUUCUUAAUUACACAUCAACAAUAGCAGCCAUUAGCAUUGUUUAUGUUUUACAAUUCCUUCUUUAUAGGAUAAUAGAUCCCUGUCAUCUCAAAUUGACUUUUAAGCACAUUCAUUAUUUAGACUUUUAGUGGAUCGGUUCUUAUGUACUAGAGAAGCAGUGAUGUAUAUUAACCUUGUCUCUCUCUUGCAGUGUAAUUUGUGACUAGUGCAAUGUUAAGUACUGUAGUUAAUUGUCCUUCCUCAAAAGGUGCAAUUUUCUCUUCUCUCUGUUCACACUUGUCUCGGAACCCUAACUGUAUUUUUCUUGAAUAUUGCUGAUCUGCAAUAAAAAAGCCGACAUUC